Molecule: messenger RNA, 1316 nt
Organism: Linum tenue
Lineage: Eukaryota; Viridiplantae; Streptophyta; Magnoliopsida; Malpighiales; Linaceae
Source: the annotation of a GenBank genome assembly
UCUCCCACUCCCAUAAAUACCCAAACCAUUCACUGAUUCACACACUCAAACACACACCAAAGCAAAAAACAAUCAACUUCCUCUCUCUGCCUCUCUCUUCAACUCCAUUUCCCUUUUCUGAUCAUCAAUCAUCAUCAAAUGGCGAAAGACGUGGAAGGGCAAGUCGGGGAGUACCAGCCCAAGGACUACCAAGACCCACCGCCGGCCCCGCUCAUCGACGCCGACGAGCUCACCCAGUGGUCCCUCUACCGCGCCGUCAUCGCCGAGUUCAUCGCCACCCUCCUCUUCCUCUACAUCACCGUCCUCACCGUCAUCGGCUACAAGAGCCAGGUCGACCCCAACAAGCCCGGCGCCGCCGUCGACCCCUGCGGCGGCGUCGGCAUCCUCGGCAUCGCCUGGGCCUUCGGCGGCAUGAUCUUCGUCCUCGUCUACUGCACCGCCGGCAUCUCCGGCGGCCACAUCAACCCCGCCGUCACCUUCGGCCUCUUCCUCGCCAGGAAGGUCUCCCUGGUCCGGGCGGUGCUCUACAUGGCGGCCCAGUGCCUCGGCGCAAUUUGCGGGUGUGGGCUCGUCAAGGCGUUCCAGAAGAGCUACUACACCAGGUACGGCGGCGGGGCGAACGAGCUCGCCGAUGGGUACAACAAGGGCACUGGGCUCGGUGCGGAAAUCAUCGGCACUUUCGUUCUUGUCUACACUGUCUUCUCCGCCACUGAUCCCAAGAGAAACGCCAGAGACUCCCAUGUCCCCGUCCUGGCGCCACUCCCAAUUGGGUUCGCCGUGUUCAUGGUUCACCUGGCUACAAUUCCGGUGACUGGAACCGGGAUCAACCCGGCUAGGAGCUUCGGAGCGGCGGUGAUCUACAACCAGGACAAGGCUUGGGAUGACCAUUGGAUGUUCUGGGUUGGGCCGUUCAUUGGAGCUGCGAUUGCUGCGUUCUACCAUCAAUACAUACUGAGAGCUGGAGCUAUCAAGGCUCUUGGGUCCUUCAGGAGCUCCUCCAACAACUAAGUUUCUCCACGCCAUCACUCGGCGGGAAAAAAUGGGGUUCCAGGUGUAGCUGGGGAGUAAUCUCUCAAUGGAAAAUGUACAUUGGUUGUUGUUGUUGUUGUUGUUGUAUCAGUCAAGUAUGGUCGUCGAGACAUCAAUUUGGGUUUAGCUUCUUCCUCCGAGUGCUUUUUUUCUUUCUUUCUGGGCCAUCUUGUUUUAAUCUGUGUGGCCGAAAUGAACUUGUGAUUUCCUGCAGCAAUAUGCUUGUUUGCUUUUUCCUUCGUCCUUCUCUUCCAAUGAUAAUAAAAAUGUAUAAGUGUGUUGCUGUC